AAAGAACGUCGUUUCACCAACGUUUCUUCUUCCUCGCAAGUCUCAAAGCCAGGAACGAUCUCGCCGUAUGAGCAACUUCCGACAUUAACACUGUAUUGCUCUGCCGUACUCUCCUCUUUUUCCCUUCAUACUCGUCUUCACAUCUGAAUUCCGACAAGAUAUUGCGUCUGCUCUCCUCUCUUCCCUCAUUCUCGUCUUCUCAUUACCAAAAACAUCUUCUUCUCGUAGCUAACUCAAUCCAAUUCCAAUCUCCAUUCAAAUCGAGCACCAGAUAAUUUUUUCUCCUAAAUUCUAAUAUAAGCCCUAAAAUUCAAAAUUGAAAUAUCUAUAGAAUCUCCUUCCGAUUCAGACGGAUAAUCGCCAUCAACAGCGUGUGAAUUCGAUCAAAAAUCUGAACUUUCCACAAAGAAAUUCGAAAGCUCAGAUUUUUCGAUUUCGAAAAUUUUGAAAACUCAGUUAAUGGCGGAUUUUCAGACAUCAACACAACGGGCCAAGUGGAUUUUCACUCCCCAGAAACUGGCAGAGAGAUAUAAAGCUGCUAACCAGAGGGCAGUGCAAAUGCUGGAGAAGUGUGGAACAACUCAAGUUGAAGUAGAUGCUAGUGGAUCACUAACAUAUCCUAAAGAUAAAGUUGGUUCAGGAGAUCAAGCUGAUAAGAAGCUUAAGCCUUUGAGUGCUGAUGAAGAAAGGUUCAUGAGAGCAUUUUAUGAGGCAAAGGUCCAAGAAGUGUGCAGUGCCUUUGCAUUUCCUCACAAGAUUCAGGCAACAGCCCUCCAAUACUUUAAGAGAUUUUAUCUGCAAUGGUCUGUUAUGCAACAUCAUCCAAAAGAGAUAAUGUUAACCUGUGUGUAUGCAGCUUGUAAAAUAGAGGAGAAUCAUGUAUCUGCUGAGGAAAUUGGGAAAGGGAUUAACCAAGAUCACCGAAUAAUUCUCAAGUACGAGAUGGCUGUUCUUCAGAGUUUGGAAUUUGAUCUGAUUGUUUAUGCACCGUAUCGUGCAAUCGAAGGUUUUGUCAACAACAUGGAGGAAUUUCUUCAAGCUAGAGAUGAUGAAAUCCAAAAACUAGAGAGUUUGCUCAAAGGGGCGACAGCAGAAGCCGAUAAAGUUAUGCUCACAGAUGCUCCACUCCUCUUUCCUCCUGGCCAGUUGGCAUUGGCGUCGUUACGUAUUGCAAAUGGGGUUCUUGGAGUGAUUGACUUUGAUAGGUACCUAGAGAACAUUGUUUCUCAACCGAACUCUGAGCACACGACUUCAGAGCUUACAAAGUUACUUGAUAACAUCGAAUAUUUGGUAAAGAACUACAAGUGCCCAAGUGAAAAGGACAUGAAGCAUAUCAACCGGAAGCUAAAAUCUUGUCUAGGACAUAGUUCUUCACAUGACGAGUACACUAACAACCUCUCUUCUACUAAUUCUUUUAACCACUAUAUAUAUUUCAUAAGCUUUGCUUCUGCAAUUGACUCCCUUCUCUAUUUAUCUUCAUCAGGAGUAAGAAACGGGAGAAGAGAUCAAAACACAAGUCCCAUAGGAGCUCCAAUGAUACACCAAACGGGGCACCGCCACCCAUAGGUUGAGUUUCUCGUACUGCCAUUAGCAAUUCUUCCUUUGCACUUUGGUUUAGUUUUAAUCUUAUUGAAUGAGAAAUUCGUCUUUUAUAGUUUCUUCCCCGUUGUUGUUCUUACUAGUAAAUUUGAGCAGAUUAUGUAUAACAAUGAUAUUGGCCAUAAGUUUUGUUUAUUCUGAAGAUGUUAAUGAAUUUAUAACA
Molecule: messenger RNA, 1762 nt
Organism: Arabidopsis thaliana (thale cress)
Lineage: Eukaryota; Viridiplantae; Streptophyta; Magnoliopsida; Brassicales; Brassicaceae
Gene: CYCH;1
Product: cyclin H;1
Exons: 12
Coding region: 460-1566 (368 amino acids)
Biological process (GO): regulation of transcription by RNA polymerase II
Cellular component (GO): nucleus; cytoplasm
Molecular function (GO): cyclin-dependent protein serine/threonine kinase regulator activity
Source: RefSeq, marked reviewed